Messenger RNA from Scaptodrosophila lebanonensis, 1364 nucleotides. Its product is annotated as leucine-rich repeat-containing protein 1. Gene Ontology annotation, molecular function: protein binding. NCBI's taxonomy places the organism in Eukaryota, Metazoa, Arthropoda, Insecta, Diptera, Drosophilidae. The coding region runs from base 204 to 1235 and encodes 343 amino acids. The record is from RefSeq and is a predicted model, not a curated record. The transcript is spliced from 4 exons.
UAUUCAGCUGGUGGGGCACUGUACAAAUGCAUCUGACGAACGAUCCAUUUUUAAAUUUAGCAAAGCAUGAGCAUAUUAUAUAAAUUGCCAAAUGUCAUAUACUACGCCUAAUAAAUAUUUUCAGGGGCAGAUAGACAUGUAAAUAGUUCCUGUUUUGAACAAAACAUACGUGCCUAAAGACAAUAACCAAUCAAGGCUGCGAAAUGGAAAGUAUAUGCCAUUUCUUCCGCACGAAUUAUAUUUUGGCAAAUUGUGAGGAUGCCAUUAGAAAAAAGGCAUUUCUGCUGAAUCUCUCACACUACCGGAUGACAGACGUGCCCGAAAUUAUUGAGCAAUGCGAAUCAUUAAUGAAAUUAUUUUUAAACCAAAACAAACUGACCAGAGUACCUGAGAGCAUUGCAAAUCUCCUGCGCCUCCAGGUGCUUACGUUGGAUUAUAAUCAGCUUGAUGAGUUUCCCCAAUGCAUUUGUCGUUUGGUAAGCCUUCGCUUUCUUAAUGUCAGCUGUAACAAGAUUGAACGACUACCGCCGGAAAUCGGCUAUCUGACGUUACUGGAGACAUUUUGGUGCAAUAAUACAGGUCUGCUGGAGCUUCCCGAAGAGAUACGCGGCUGCGAGCAGUUACAAACGUUGGGCGUACGUGGAAAUAAAUUGCAAAAGCUGCCUGAUACGCUGGGGAAUUUAUCCGAGCUGCGCUGGCUAACAGUGGAGAACAAUGAGCUAGCAGAUGUGCCACUCACCGUGGCGCUUCUGGGCCAAUUGGCGCACUUAAAUUUUAAGGGUAACCGCUUGAGACGUGUACCACGCAUGCUUAUGGCAAUGCCAAAGUUAAAGUUCGUCUUUCUCAAUGAGAAUUGUAUCGAUGAAGUGCCGACGCGAGCACAGUUGGAGGAACUGCGUCACAUUCGCAUGUUGAAUUUGUCUAAAAAUCCAAUCAGCGUGAGUGCGGAUCUGCAAAGACUCGCUCACCAUCAAAGUAACAUCUAUGUGGAAAUGGUGCUCAUGGACGAGAAUUCUGCCGACAGUAGUGAUACUAUAAAUACACAGGAGGAGCAGCAGGCGAAUCAGCGGGCCGCUGGGGCUGCCGGCCAAGAACAGGAGCACUCGUCGUCCGAUUGGGAAAAUAGCGUACGGACUAGCCAACUGGAUACCACAGAUGAAAGCACGCUGGAGAACAAUAUUGAGGACCUAAGCGUAAUGUUGCCAGAAAUGGCGCGCUUCGUUACUACUUUUUAAAAUACAAGUAUCAAUCGAACAAAUUUUAAGUAUUAUAACCAUUGGAACUAACGCAAAAUUGUUGUCGUUUAUAAUGUUUAUUCAAGAAGCCUAAUUAUUACCUUUAACAAAUUAAUGUGCCCUUAGAAA